AUAAACGAGUGCAAUAACAACCCUUGCAAGAACGGAGCUACCUGUGAAAAUCUUCAGGGAAGUUAUCGCUGCAAAUGUAAACCAGGAUUUACCAACAACAACUGUCAAACAGGUAAUUGCUUUUUUACUUUAUAAACAAGCAAUGGUGAGGUAACAGGCUGCCCUCGCGAUAUUUUACCAAAAAACGUACGACAAUGUCAUUUGCUGGUAUGGACUGAAUUUAAAAAAGGCUAAAAAAUUCCGGCCUUGAACUGUCAGAGGUAUAGUAUAACAUAAAGAGAGCAUGCACUAGGAACAGCCCUUGUGUAUUGAUCGAGCUCUACUUGUGUACAUGAACAAAGGGCGGAGUUUGAUGUCUCUCUCUGCGCGAUUGCGCGUCAAGACCAGCCUGAGCGUCCCCACCAACUCUGAACUCUGUCGGAGGGCAGGUUAUAGCUAUCAUUGUAAAGCUGGAUAUUCUGGAAUCAAUUGCGAAAUUGGUGAGAAACGUUCCUCUUUAAUCUAAGUUUGAACAAACCACGCAUCAAAGAACACAUCAGUUUACAAGCAACUUCUAACAGUCGACGUCAUCGUGAUAAUCAUAAUCAGGGGCGUACUCAGCUUUUCCACUAGCUGUAGGCCUGCACUUUCCUAACCUUUUUAGCUCACUUCCCAAACGCAUAAUUUAAUUAUUACUAGAGGUAGAGUGAUCAAACCAAAAAUUUGUCGCCUCGGGCCUGCAGGUUUAUCGGCUGGCUACGCCCCUGAUAAUCAUAAUUAUAAUCAUCGUCAUCAUCAUCAUCAUCAUCAGUAAUCUUUCAUGCUGCCGCUUCGUUUAUUCAUGGCCCAUACAACCUCAGUAGAAUAGACAUUGAAUGCCAGUGGAAAAGCGAAAAGCAAUAUUCUUAUCCUCAAUAGAUAGAAAGUAAAUUGUAAGUACAAGCCGUCCCGCUUCUACUUUCUAACUAUCCUUUGUUAAUUAUAUGUCUCUUUUUAUAAGCCUACUCUACAUAAAUCACGCUGAAGGAGGUUGCUCUGCACUUUUUGUUAGAACCUUGCUUCAUAAUUCAGCCCAUUAAAAAAUUGAUAAUAAUUAAUGUUCUGUUUGAACACAAUUGUGUUUAUAGAUUAUAAAAACGUUAGAUGGUCAGUACUCAAGCCGUAAAAACCCGGUAGCUAAGUGUGCUUUAGCGGCUCGCAAGAGAGGUUACAGGAUGUUUGCAAUUCAAGAUGGAGGAUGGUGUGCAUCUAGUGCGACUGCUGGGAAAACGUUUAACAAAUAUGGCAAGAGUGAUGCGUGCCGACAACGAGAAGGUGGUGCUUGGGCAAACGAUGUGUACAUUCUCCAAG
This is a messenger RNA of Porites lobata, 1329 nucleotides long. Lineage: Eukaryota; Metazoa; Cnidaria; Anthozoa; Scleractinia; Poritidae. The record is from the annotation of a GenBank genome assembly.